This is a messenger RNA of Vicia villosa (hairy vetch), 2011 nucleotides long. Its product is annotated as pentatricopeptide repeat-containing protein At3g25210, mitochondrial-like. The record is from RefSeq and is a predicted model, not a curated record. Gene Ontology annotation, molecular function: protein binding. The transcript has a single exon. Lineage: Eukaryota; Viridiplantae; Streptophyta; Magnoliopsida; Fabales; Fabaceae. Bases 154 to 1257 code for a protein of 367 amino acids.
GGCCUUGUGCUGAGGAGCUUGUUGCACCGGGCCUGCAUUUUGCCCCACCGAAUCGAACGGACUGGGCUGUGCUAGACCGCCUAUUUGACAGCUCUCUGUUAGCUGAGGAAGGGUUCCCGGGACUCUGCUCCGAGCCUUUCUUUCAUAUCAAACAUGGCCAUGGCCAUCAUCAACAUCAUCACCAAAAAACGCCUCUUCAAGUCACCUCUUCUUCAUUCCACUUCUCUCUUCUCCUCCUCCACCACCACCACCACCAUCCCAACAUCCCAAUCCCCCUCCAAAACCCCACUCGAAAAACAAUUCGAAACAUGGGUCAGCCAUCUCAAACCCGGUUUCACCCCUUCCGACGUCAACCACGCCUUAACAUCCCAAUCCGACCCCGAUCUCGCCCUCGACAUUUUCCGUUGGACCUCUCAACAACGUUCCUACAAACACAACCACCUCACCUACCUCACCAUCAUCAAACACCUCAUCAAUUCUCGCCGCUACCAACAAGCCGAAACCCUAGUCGAAGAAGUCAUCGCCGGCGCGUGCGAUCCCACUCUCCCUCUCUACAAUUCAAUCAUCCGUUUCUGCUGUGGCCGUAAGUUCCUCUUCAACCGCGCAUUCGACGUCUACAACAAAAUGUUAAACUCACAAGACUGUAAACCUAAUCUCGAAACCUAUACUUUACUUUUCAAUUCGCUUCUUCGAAGAUUCAAUAAAUUAAAUGUUUGUUAUGUUUAUCUACACUCUGUUCGAUCUUUAACUAAGCAGAUGAAGACUUCUGGUGUUAUACCUGAUACUUUUGUUUUGAAUAUGAUUAUUAAAGCUUAUUCUAAGUGUUUGGAACUCGAUGAAGCUAUUAGGGUUUUUCGCGAAAUGGGGUUGUAUGCUUGUGAGCCGAAUGGUUAUAGUUAUAGUUAUAUUGCUAAAGGUUUGUGUGAGAAAGGGAGGGUGGAACAGGGGUUUGGAUUUUAUAAGGAAAUGAGAGUCAAGUGUUUGGUUCCUAGUACUAGUACUUAUGUGAUUAUUGUUUGUAGUCUUGCUUUGGAAAGGAGAUUUGAGGAUGCUGUUGAGGUUAUGUUUGAUAUGUUGAGUAAUUCUAGGUCACCGGAUCAUCUUACUUAUAAGACUGUUUUGGAAGGAUUGUGUCGGGAAGGGAGGGUCGAUGAUGCUUUUGAGUUGCUUGAUGAAUGUAAGAAGAGGGAUGUUUAUAUGAAUGAGAAGAUGUACAAGAUUUUGUUCAAUGAUUUGCGGUUUGUGUGUAGGGAUUAGAAGAUUUUGUACUAAAUGUCAUGCCCUUGUUUCGAGGAUGUGCUUACAAUGUUCUUUUUUCUCCGAGUUGAACUUCAACUAGAACCAUCUUUUGCUUGGUAGUGGUAGAGCCUGAUUCAGAGACUUCUGAUGAAUCCUGUUAAACGAAUGAUCAGACAGGUCUUUUUACUUGGAGAUUGUUCUCAACUUUUGAAGUUAUUUUCAUUGCUCCACACAGGUUAGUGUGCAAGAAGAGGGUAGUAGCAAUUGGGCACCUGAAUAUAUGUUGACGCAAAUGCAGAUGAUAUGAAGCUCCUUUUUUGGUUGAAAGGAGUUACUUACAACAGCAUGUUAUAUAACCUCAGCUCUGUGAACCACAUGAUUCCUCAGUUGGAGCAAAAACAGGCUUGUAAUUUACACUUGCUGAAAUUGCUUGUGGAUAGUUUGCUAGAUGAGCAUCUUAUGAUAUCAAAUAACAAGCUAAAGCAACACCAUAGUCAUCCGAUUUUUAUUUUUCAAUGCCUUUAGUCCAUUUAUGUCAGCUGAAUUCAACUGAAAUAAAGCUUAGUUGAAAAUUUUGUAGUCAGUAGCGUUUGACUAUCUGUGUCUCUUAAAAUUCUGCAUUAUGUUUAAGCUUACUCUUCAUGGAAUAUGGGAGAAAUUUCAUUGUGUAAUAAGCCACUUGGCAGGAUCUUGUGUAUUUUGAAUAAAUAAAUAUUUACCAAAAUGUAGGGAUCAUAUUUAUAUACUAUUGGAAUUUUGUUGUUGCUGUCAA